AUGCAAAUACUUAGACUACUGGGAAGACACUUAUGUAAUAUAACACUAAAAUGCUUGAAAAGACAAAUAACUACAUUAUCUGUACCAGAUCGAUCUGUGAGUGAUAUCACCUCAUCGAUAUUUGAAGUCACCAAAGAUAUCAAUCAUGGACCAAGAAGUUCAACAAAAGUCAUGAAAUAUGUCAGUAGCUUCUAUCAAAAUGUUAAAAUCAUGAAUCUUGAACAGAUUUCUCGAAUAUUAACAGAUAUAGCGAAUGAUAUGUUGAAACGGGAUGAUAAUGUGAUAAAUAAUUGUGAGUUUUAUUUCAAUUGUUUAAAGAUUGGAUUGAACUGUUUUUCAGAAUCAACAUCUACUGAAGCAUUAUAUUUACUACGAAAUAAUAUUGAGGAUUAUAGAAAAGUGAUAGUGAAAUUUAGAGGACUUGGAACAGUGCCUGAAACAGUGCCGUAUUCAGAAAUGAAAAAUAUUCAGAACUUGUUUUUAAAAACAAUAUUGCAUCUUUACUCAGUUUCAAAACAAUCCGGGAAAUCAAGAAUUAUUACCAAUCCGAUCAUGGAAUACUUCUUACAUAGUUUAAAAAGUUUUGACACCGAUAUCCAAGAGUUUGCCAAUGAGUUGACACAAGAAGAAAGUUUGCAAAAAGCAUUGACAGAAAUUUGCUUUGAGAAGCAAAUUAGUUUACCAGUUACAAAAACAUCGAUAGAGAGAGAACCAUACCAUCUGGUGUCCAUUGAUCAGUACUUGGAUGAGUAUGGAGGGAUAGACUAUGAAAACAUUUGUAAAUAUAUAUCAGAUUACAAAUUCACAUGGCGUGGUCAAUAUAUCAAUGACAAAUUAUUCAAUUAUUAUGAUACACUUUCAACUGAAGAGAAAUCACAAUUCAUGGAAGCAUACUUGGAUUUUAACAAGUCGAAGGAAUUAAUAAUAGAAAAGUAUACCAAUAGAAUUGUGCAUGUUUCACUGGAAGCAUCUAAACAAUUUGAAAAAUCUUUCAAAUUUGGCAUGAGUGAAAAGAAUUUGAUUCACAAGUGGAUAACAGACACAACUGAACAGAUUGAAAAAAUAUUAGAAAUUGAAACCAGUUUGUCAAAUGAAGAAGUUAUUAUUCAUCACUUUAAGCCAUUUUUGGAAACAGUGACAAUUCAAUCGAUUAUAAAUUAUAUUAUUUUUUCAAUUUUAGGCUCCCCCGAUGGGAAAUUAACCACAGUUAUAGAAAAGAUGAAAUAUUCGUUUCCUAGUGUGUUAUCACAACAUGCUUCUCCAAACUUGAAAGGUGAAGUAUUCCAAUAUAUAAACGAUGAUGCUUAUAUUAAAUUGACCCAUCAAUUGGUCAAGUUGAUAAUAGAGAAUUGCAAAGUCCCCAUCACAAGUAAACAGAUGGAACAACUUCAGAAUUCUUUAAAACUAGAAAACAAAGAAAUUGCUGAUCAAUUCUUAAUCUCCAGUGGUGGUAAUGAUGAUGAAUAUCUUGCCUUUUGUAAAGAAACAAAACGAAUAACUAAUACAAAAAACAAAACUUAUAUUAUAGUGAAAAUGCAUCCCUAUAUAGAAUUAAAACUACAAUCUUUGAAGUUGGGGACUCAUUUACAUUAUUUGCCAAUGUUACAUCCACCAAAACCUUGGGUGAAUCCUCAAAGUGGUGGGUAUCUAACAAUAAAAACAAGUUUUGUGUCAACAAAUGAUUCCAUUCAAGUGGAAUUAUUGAACAGGGCAGGUGUUAGGGGUCAAUUGGAUAAUGCAUAUUCAUGUCUUGAUCAAAUGGGGAAUACCGCUUGGGCGAUAAACCCAUUAAUGUUGGAUGUUUUCAAUAAAUUAAUGGGAAACCCCGAUGGGUUCUUAAGUAUCCCGCCACUGGUACCAGAUGAAACUUUACCACAGAAAACCAAAACAGAAUUGAAAAGUCUUCGAAUAACUUUUGAAAUAAUGAAUAAACUCGCCAAUGCCUUUGGUGAAAAUGGAGAUUUGUUAUACCAUUGCUACAGUUUAGAUUUUAGAGGUAGAAUAUACCCUUUUUCUCCCUUGACUCAUUAUGGAGGUGAUUUAGCAAGAUCUUUAUUUAUGUUUUGGUAUAGUGAGCCAUUAGGACCCAAUGGAUUUUAUUGGAUAAAAUAUCAAUUAGCUUCAUUGUUUGGACAAAAAAAUUGUUUAGAGUUUUAUGAGGAAAAUUAUGAUAACAUUAUUGAUUCAGCCCGUAAUCCAAUGACGGGGAAGAAAUGGUGGAUGAAAGCUGAUAAACCAUUUUCAGCUUUGGCAGUUUGUUUUGAAAUCAAAAAAAUAUUAGAUUAUAGGAUGUCUGGUGGUAAGAUUGAAGAUUAUAAAUGCCGUCUUCCGAUUCAUCAAGAUGGUUCUUGUAACGGGUUACAGCAUUAUGCAGGUUUAGCUGCUGAUGAAACUGGUGGAGCAGCCGUUAACUUGAUUAGACUGGAAACAAAGCAAGAUGUGUAUACCAAAGUUUUAGAAAUUGUGAAAAAGAAAAUUGAACAAGACAUACUGGAACAGAAUCUCGGGACAGUAAAUUUGGAAACUGCUAAAUUUUUUUUACCGAUUUUAAAUCGAAAAUUAGUGAAACGUCCAGUGAUGACAACGGUAUAUGGGGUCACUUUAGCUGGUGCUAGCUCACAAAUAAUGCAAACUAUCAAAGAGAUUGUUGAAGAUCAUCGUACCAAUCCUUCCAAAACCACUUUUAGUAACGAGACAUUACAUAAAUUAAAAUCCGUUCAACUAACACAAACAUCGUAUCUUGCCAAAAAGAUUUUGGAUUCUAUUGAUGAACUAUUUGUCCAUGCCAAACAAAUUGAGAAAUGGUUAUUACAAAAUACAAAACGGAUUCUUACUUCAUACAAUAUAAAAACCAUAGACCACUUGCUCAACAACAAUCCAAGCUCAUUUGAAACUAUUUUCACUACACCAAUGAGUUUUUUCCCAAUGAGUUGGAUAUCACCAUGUGGGCUCCCAGUGAUUCAAGCAUAUCGGAAAAUCCCCACAAGUAGAUUUAAUGGUGCCAUAGGAAAGACAACUUGGAAUAAUUCCAACAAAUUAUCACCAAUGGAUAGACGUAAACAUGAAUUAGGAAUUGCACCAAAUUUUAUUCAUUCAUUAGAUGCGGCCCAUUUGUUUAUGACAUGUGACAGUGCAAAUAAAGCUGGUCUUACCUUUAGUGCAAUUCAUGAUUCGUAUUGGACUCAUCCUAAUAAUGUUGAAAAGUUGUCAAAAAUAUUGAGAGAACAAUUUGUUGAGUUAUAUUCAAUGGACUAUUUGAAAUAUGUACGACAAGAUUUUAUAAAUCAAGUGAAAAAUUCUUAUCAAUUGGUUUAUUUUAAAAAAAAAGAUUAUCCUGGAUUAGCGAAUAAAAUUGCUGAAAUACGGAAACAUUACCCAGAAAGAAAGAAACCUCAUAAACUUGCUUUUGAAUUAAGAGAAAUGACAGAGCAGGGUGAAGAACAUAUUAUGAGAAAAUUAUAUCAACGGUACAAACCAAGAGUGUUUCACAUUGUUUCCGACAAGUGUUACGAAUAUAGAAAUGAUACUGUUGUUCAACCCGAACCAAAAUGUAAGGGGAUGAUGGAAAUAUUUGUCCCUGUUCUGAUUAUCAAUGUGCCACCAAAAGGGAAUUUAGACAUAUCAAAAGUAUUAGAUAGUCCAUACUUUUUUUCAUAA
Candida albicans SC5314 is the source of this 3657-nucleotide messenger RNA. RefSeq lists its product as uncharacterized. The record is from RefSeq and is a predicted model, not a curated record. Gene Ontology annotation, biological process: mitochondrial transcription. The transcript has a single exon. NCBI's taxonomy places the organism in Eukaryota, Fungi, Ascomycota, Pichiomycetes, Serinales, Debaryomycetaceae. Gene Ontology annotation, cellular component: mitochondrial DNA-directed RNA polymerase complex. The coding region runs from base 1 to 3657 and encodes 1218 amino acids. Gene Ontology annotation, molecular function: mitochondrial promoter sequence-specific DNA binding; DNA-directed RNA polymerase activity.